Messenger RNA from Megalopta genalis, 2655 nucleotides. The record is from RefSeq and is a predicted model, not a curated record. NCBI's taxonomy places the organism in Eukaryota, Metazoa, Arthropoda, Insecta, Hymenoptera, Halictidae.
UCUACUUAGAAAAUUGUUGUUUUGCAUAAAGCUUCGCAGUCUAAUAAUAAACAUAUAAAAUGCAUGUUAUUAUCUUAUCUCGAAGAUAAAAUGACGGCUGAAUAAUAAGUGUAAGACUUACAUAUCUUCUCAAAUCUUUUCCUCGUAUUUAAUAUUUAAAUUAUUUUUUUCCGAAGAACGAAGCUUUUCGUGACGAGAUUUCCUUUAAUAAUUGGUACGAGCGUUCGGAUGCUCGAAACGGAAAACUUUGUGUCAUGAUAUUAUCGCAGAGGCUGAUGGUACUAAGGGCGUACAACAUACUUGAGGUUACCUUGGAUCUCUUCGUAAAGGUUAUGACUAGAACGAUAUCUUACUACUUCCUGUUAGCGACGCUCGAGGCUUGACGCUUGUUAGAACUAAUGAGGAUACAAUUUGCAAAAUUAAUCAAUAAUAGGUAUUCAUAGCAAAAGAGACUUAAUCUUUUAUUCUACCAUAAUAAAUAACAACAGCUUGUCUUGACCCAUUGAUAAUCUUCUACUUGUACAGAAAUGAUUUAUUGGUAGACUUAUAUUCUACAUCAGCGUCAGUUAGCUCAGUUACAUUUUCAUAGCAGCAGUAAAAAUCAUUUUAGUCUCGUACAAAUUUUGAUAAUUUUACACGAAACAUUUACUGAUUUACUCACUGUCGCGUGCACAAUACCCGUGGAAAACCAGUCAGCCAAAAGGAACGGUUGAAGCACUGUCUGCACGUUGCUUUCCUCACAAGCUAUUCACCGAUUCCUGAGAACCAUUGCAGAUGACCCCAACUAGGCACAUUACGCGAAACUUCUUCCUAUCUACGAAGAAUCGUAAAAAGUGCAACGUCCGGCGGCUGUUCAAUGAAAAUCUCAUGAAGUUCAAACCGUUUAACCGCGGUAAAGUGCAGCAUCGGAUGGUCGUUUAAUAAAAAUCCCAUGCAGUUCAAAUCGUUUAAGUUCCCUGUGCACGUUUUCUAAUGCUCUGCAACGCCUAAUUUAGAAAGCAACAGGACGCAUCCAGCCUGAUGAAUUAUUCGACCAUGCGAGCAGUUUAAAAAAAUUGAAGGGUAAAGGAUUAGCCGAGCCGUGAUCGAUCCGCUCGAUUUACCGGUAAAGUGCAGCAUCGGAUAGCCGUUUAAUAAAAAUCCAAUGAAGUUCAAAUCGUUUAAGUUCCUUGUGCACAUUCGCUGAUGCUCCGCAACGUCUAAUCCACAAAGCAGCAAAUCGCAUCCAGCCUAAUGAAUUAUUCGACCCUGUGCGCAGUUUAACCAAAUUGAAGGGUAAAGGAUUAGCCAAGUCCCGACCGGUCCGCUGAUAAUCAAGGACGUAGACCGACGGAGAUAACGGUGGUUACGCGAAAUAGGUCCAUUUUAAAAAAGUUCGCCGAUGGGUCUUUAUCGAUUGCGAUAAAAUUGUCCGGAGAACUUGAACGAUGCCAAAGGAGUUCCCGUUGUACCAAGACUACGUUAACUUCGUGAAACGAUGCCUUCUCAUGUGCGGCUUGUACCCUUAUCAACGGAGCAUCGCCAGCAGGUAUUUGCCGUUCUGUUGGAUACUGGGUUACUGUGUAGAUUUCUGCGCCUUGAUCAACUUUUUCCGGCUACACAUCACCGAGAUCAGUGCGAUCACUGCGUGUCUAAGCGUGCUUAGCGGCAUUGUCAACAUGACUAUAAGGACUUCCCGAUUCGUGAUUUGUCGUGAAAAACUGAUACACGUGGCUGACACACUCGAAGCGUUGUUCCAGGAGACUGCGAUGCAGCAACCCCCUGAUUCGCCCGCUUUCCGUUUCAUGCUACCCUUUUACCGUCUGGGAUACUACCACUACGUGUGUAUGGUCAGCACCGCGUUUUUAUACUCGACCAAACCGCUGAUAGGUCUAACAAUUCGACACGCGAAUAGGUCGACACCGUUUCCCGCAAUUUAUCCGUUGCCGAUCGACUCAACCGCGUUUUUCGUGGCGCACUACCUGCUCGAGGUGAGCAUCUGUUACUCGUUUUGUAUCAUUACUUCCGGGGUAGACGCGUUUUUCACUCUGUGCGCGUUCCGCAUGAGCUCCGUGUUCCGAGCGAUGGCAGUCGAGCUGGAGGAGUUAUCGAAACGACGAAACGGCAAACACACCGAACAGGUCUUGCGGAACUGUAUCGACCGUCACGUCACGUUGAUCAAGUGUCGAGAAAUUAUGGAGGAGAUUUACGGGCCUAUCAUUUUCUCUGUCAUGAUGUCCAAUUGUCUGGGCAUGUGCGCGUUGAUAUUCGAGGUCACUAAGGCCAACGCUGCAAUAGCAGUUGAGAAAGCCGUAGCAAUAACCCUUUACCUUACGGGGAAGGUACUUCAAACAUUCAUGUACACCUGGCCGGGAGAUGUAGUCACUUCCGAGAGCGACGUUUUUCGCCAGGAAGUUUACUGCAACAACUGGUACGAGGACAUAAGUACUAAACCUGGGAAGCUCACGCUCAUGAUACUGAUGCAGAAAUCCGUGAUCCUGAGAGCGUGUCGUUUAAUGGCGGUUACCGUCGAUCUCUUCGCCAAGAUUAUGAAUAGAACGAUAUCCUACUAUUUCUUAUUGGUAACGCUUGACGAUGACAAAUAACGGAAUGAAGUAUAUAGAAAUCUAUUUUCUGUUUCCAAUGUAAAUAAAAGUUAGGAACUGAUAAAUCGUA